GUCUUUCAUCAUUCAACCUUGGUUCACACGCUCGACGCGCUUUAUCCCCACACAGCGGUUCUUUGACCCGUCUCAGUCUUCAAAGCAACACACUCACUCCUAACACAUUCGACCCCCAUCAGUGCACUAUACGCGGCGAAGCAGCGACCUCCCCCGUCAUGAACGGCAUCAAGGCAGACCCCGAUGUCAAGAUGGAUCGGGACGCUGGGACGCCCUCGGGCAGUGGCUACAUGGACGAUGACUUCUUCGAGGACACUGGUGAGAUGACUCUACCAAAGGACGAAGUCCAGAAGGACGUCUGGCUCACGCGCAUCCCCGACUGGCUGUACGACGCAGUCUCCAAAUGGGACGACCUUGCUGAAGGCAACGACAACGACCAGAUACAAAUAGGAGAGGUUCUCGCUUUCGCAACAACGAGCGGUAUCGACAAGACAAAACCGAUGCGAGUCUUCCUCAACGACCGAUGGAGGGCAAAGGCAAAUCUGCCGAGUGCCUUCCAGUUAGACCCAGCCUCAGCUUCAGAGACGCUGCUUGGGAAUACAUAUGUCUUUACGGAAAAGGACCUGCCUGGUUACAGAGGUAACGGUUAUGGUCAGUGGAACAGAGGCGGUGCACAGGGGGGCUACGGUGGUGUUCAAGAUCCCAAAGCACGCGUGCAGAAGCGUAGCAAGUACAAGAAAGCAAUACCUAAGCAGACUGCGCUCAUCGGCCAUUCGACACGUCAGUACAACGCAAACCCGCUCGAGACCAAGGAGUACAAGGACUUCAGCGCCCAACGCAUCAAGCAAGCUAUCCAAGGCUCUCAUACCACUACGAUCAUCACCAAGGAAACCGACGUCACCGACUUCAAGACCCAGAACACGCUCAACGAGAGAUUCAAGAACUUCAUCAGGCCAAUCGGCAAGGCCAAGUCGCAACAGAACAAGGCUGCUCGUAUCUCUCGUGCCGAGCUUAUCGAUCUAUUACAUUCUUGCUUCGACGAGUUCCAGUACUGGCCGAUGAAGGCGCUUAAGGCGCGGACGAAGCAGCCAGAACAGUUCCUUAAGGAGGUGCUUGGCGAUAUUGCGCACCUCGUCAAGUCCGGCUCAUUCGCAAGCACGUGGCAGCGGCAAGCUAUCUUUGACAAGGAAAGGGACACGAGUAGGCAGGUCGGAGCAGCCCCAGAGGGGUUGGGAGAGGGAGAAUCGGACGGUGAGGAGGAAAUGGAAGACGUUGUCUAGGAGCCUGUCUGGAGCCGUGACAUGACCUCAUGGACAAAUAUACAACGGAAGAAAUACUGACUUAGUGGCGAUACCCAGUCUUCAAAGAAGAUAUCUGUAAAUGAAACAGUAGUAAUAUGCUAUCGUUGACGCCAUAAUAUGGUACUAGAGUAAUACUUCGCAGCAUCACUAUUGAGCUCCAAUGAGCAUGGUAGUUUGUGGAAUAAGCUUCGCCACUGAACAUCUUGAUGGUUCAACGAAAACGAAAACAUACCACUUCCCAC
Messenger RNA from Cucurbitaria berberidis CBS 394.84, 1483 nucleotides. Its product is annotated as transcription initiation factor IIF. Gene Ontology annotation, biological process: transcription by RNA polymerase II; transcription initiation at RNA polymerase II promoter. The record is from RefSeq and is a predicted model, not a curated record. Lineage: Eukaryota; Fungi; Ascomycota; Dothideomycetes; Pleosporales; Cucurbitariaceae. The coding region runs from base 159 to 1220 and encodes 353 amino acids. Gene Ontology annotation, cellular component: transcription factor TFIIF complex. The transcript has a single exon.